UGCAUUGUCUCCAAAAAAAAUGUCAUCGGCCAUGGACCAGGGAAAAGUGAGGAGAGCAGUAUCCCCAGCUUUAUCAGAAUUACUGGAUCUUUUGAAUACUGCAGCCUAUUCUGGUUCAGAAGACCCUUCCACAGUGGAUGGUUUGGUGGCGUUCCAAAAGAAAACACCACUCACAGCUCCUGAUUUGACCGUUGCGUUUCAACAAUGCUUCCAGAAUCUCUACCCAUCAACUUUGGCGGUAAAGGUGUUAAUCGUUAACUGGUUAUCCAAUCUUCUUAAAAAACCUUCUCCUGAGAAGCAUGCACCGAGCGCAGUGAUUAUAGAGCUAUCAAAGGUGUUUGCCCAGCUCAAUCUCAGUCGCUCAGAAACAGAGGAAUGGAUGCUGCUUCUCAUCAGUCUCUGUGAUCUUACGGAUACAUGUCUCAACAUUGUUCGUGAGCUUCCCGAGGCGACAUUAGUUGAGUUCCUGUCAAGCCCUGGAAGUAUAUCUCUUGCAGCGAUUAUCCUUGAUACCGGAAAGCGAGUGUUCAGACAUGUCGAUAGAACUCAAAUUAAAAGAGAAAGAUCUGAAGGCUACACCCAGUGGAAUCAACGGGCCUUAAACCUAACCAAAAACUUCUUGGAAUUCAUCGGUGAUCAAGUACAGCAAAAUGUCAUACUUCGGAGUCACGCAAGCGACAUGACCAUCGCAGUCUGUAACAUGCUUCUUAGCUAUGCUGAGGAAGCUCGUUCAGAAUACGCAUAUCUUAGUACCACUUUCAAGGCUAUUUGUGCUUUAAUCCCAAAUUGUGGCAAGGACAGAAGAAUUCGCCUUGAGACCGAAAAUGCAGUCAAAUUACUUUGCAAUGGGAUCCUCGGGUCAUGCUUUGACAUUUUGAGUCAAUGCGUCACCGGUUUAGAAGUGACACCCACUUUUCUCAAGAGGCGUUGGACUUUGGCAAGGUUCUACUACGUCCAUCUCAAAAACGUUUCGAGAUGUUUGUUCAUCGACAUAUGUGGCUCUUCGGAUGGUGCGAGGUCAUGCAGGGGCCAUUUACGAUACCUUUUAUUUUUCAUGAGAAGUCGAUUCAUAUCUAGCGAAGUGAUAAACAAGUCCUAUCCAGAAGUCCAGUCGGAAAUCGUAAACUUUGUAAACAGUGUUGAAGAUUUGGUGGUGUCCGCCCUAUUUGCAUCAGACAGAAUUAAGAGCGGCGAUAAAAGUGCACUGAUAUAUGAGUUUUCUUCGGCAUCUGGUCCUCGCAAUGUCCUCCCCCUUACACAGCCUCUGACGGAUUACGAGUGGGGCCAAGGCCAACUAAAAUUUUUGUUGAAGUUGGUUUCAAUCUUUGAAGAGUUUCCCUUAGACCUACAAUUGCAGCUUUACCCUAUUGAAAAUGUCCCAACUCAGGAAUCAUUACUAGACAGAGUGGUUCGUCAAGCGGACGCUAUCGUGCUACGUGAGUUUGGGCCGCCUAUAUCAGACAGUGAUCUCUACUUUCGGAUUCUAUCUGAAUUGGUCACAUUUGCAUACCUUGUACAGCCUAGACAGUUUGUAAAACUGCAAAUCGAUAUGAUUGGCCUUGUAAUAGGCCAUUCCGAUUUAUGGUCGUUGGUUGCGAGGGACUGGUGGUGUUGUAUCGCAGAUAGAUUCGGCCAAUGCUUUACAAUGAAUCAAGUUCGGGUUUUAACUGAACUGCUUAUAACCCUUCCCCUCGGGAGAGCAAGUGAGAAAAUUGGAGCUAUGCUUAGUUCCUUACUUCCUUUACUAAAUGAACAAUCUCAGUUGGCCAUCACAGAAAAUUUGUUGUCUAUUUUAGAAGGCAGGCCUGAUAUAAGUAUGCAUACCCUCUUAUCUUCAUUCCCAUUUGGAAGCCUGCAUUGUUCGAGCUUGGACACUCUGGUCAAUCGAUGUGUUGAUGAAUGGAGAGCUGUCUGUGAUUUGCUAGUGGAUGAGCGGCUCGUUCUGGAUGCCUUUUACACUAUGCAUCAAUAUGUGGCAUGUUUGGCUUCAAUCAUGAGCUGUGUCAAACAUCGUAAUUCCUUGGCUGAGAGUACUCGGCACGACCUGUUGAGUUGGAGUUUGGAGAUUAUAGGAGGAGCCCAAGGAUUGAUUCAGCACGUUCAAGAACACGAAAGAUCGAAGCCAUUUCGCACGAUUGAAGACAUUUUUUCAUUCCUGAGGUCCAUACAACCACUUGACCCUGCCGUACUGAUCCAAGUUCUAGAAACAAUUAUUUCAUGGGAGGCAUUGCCUUCUGACUUGCGACCACUGUCAAGAAUAUCUAUCUCCAUGUUCCUUCGAUCGUGUUCUACUGUGAAGAUAGAAGAUGAAACUCAUUUGACUCAUGCUAAAUCUUAUAUGCAACAGCUCUAUACAUCUCUCCUACAGGAUACUGAGUGGACAGUUAUCCACGAGAGUGUUAUGAGUUUGAUUGAGUUCUGUGUAGAUGGCGCGCCUGUGUUGCUCGUAGAAUCACUCCUCCAGGAAUGCAUCCCAGAGGCAUUUCGCGAUAUAAUUUUAAGGCUGGUAGAAGAGGAGAGGAAAGGCUACAAUUUCGUGUCAAUGCCUGAAGACUUUCAAACUUUCUGGACUACGAUGGGAGCGCGAACGAAGUUGGUACAGUCGCAACGUUUUUGCACCAGCACGGUGUCUGAUUUACAGGCUGUAACUGGUGCCCGUCCAUCCUCUUAUGCGUGCAUGUCCGCGGUAAAGACAGUGGCGCAAUACCUGGAAGUGGUCAAUACAAAUGAUGAGGAUAAUGAAUUCAAGGAGAGGCUGUGGAGAGAGCUUGAAAGGAUUCAGAAACUGGCCAUGCUCCACAAGCAUGCAUCUGUACGAUUCUAUAUACCGUAGAAUAUGUAUGAUACAGCCGAGUACAUAAUACAUUAUUGAAAUAAUUUUCUAGCACAUACCUUGCUUAUUAAGCACCAGAUUAUUUCCAAUGGAUCUUAUUAUGAGGAGCAAGAGCAUUCUUUCUUCUCUUCCAUUGUUACCUUGAGAGACAUGAGUAAUAAUAAAGUAGUG
Molecule: messenger RNA, 3004 nt
Organism: Lobosporangium transversale
Lineage: Eukaryota; Fungi; Mortierellomycota; Mortierellomycetes; Mortierellales; Mortierellaceae
Exons: 16
Coding region: 20-2833 (937 amino acids)
Source: RefSeq, a predicted model, not a curated record